AUGUCUUCACCAAAAGGCAGCGAGGACUUGUUUCCCGCUCUAGAGUCGCUAUCGAGGCUAAUUGUACCUCAUAUUAAGACCGUUAUUUUCCUGGCACUCGUCGUCAAUCAGCUUCCUGUUCUUCCGGAUCUGCAAACUAUUCUCCAGUCGCAAUUUUCGAGCCCAUUAAUUUUCAUUGUGGCUCUUUAUCUUGGAAGUGUUUGGACACUACCAAAUGGUAAAGAAAACAACAAAACCUUCUCUUGGGCGACGUUGCUUGGACCGUUCUACGCCUUUCGGACGGUUACCGAGCAAGUCGGAACAUAUAUCAAAGUCGGGUCAUUGGUUUCCCUGGCGUACUAUCUAUCCAUCUACUACACUUUCCCUCUUCCAUUCCAGCCAUGGGCUAAAUAUCUUUUUGGCGGAAUCGCUGUUGCUGUAUCUGCCAUUGCAUACCUCUUUGCUCCCAUCAGCAAAAUCUAUGGACCGCUCCGCUUCUGCUACCUUGAACACGCGCAGACAUACUGGCAAGUUCUGAACUGGUGGUCGCUCACAGCCAUUCUGCCCUUGUUUUCACCCACGCUGCUCCCUGUUGUUAUCUUUGGCCUCAUCAGUAUAUCGGUAGGGACGUGGAUGCACGUUUACUUUAGCUAUCGUGACAAUUUACGCACAAUUACAUGGACAGUCUCUGAGAACGCAGCCAGAGCAAAGGCUGCUGCUGAUGAGGCCCGCGACUACGGAUCUAUGGCGAGAAAGUAUGAGGAACAGAUGAUCAACUCGGCAGCUGAAGCACGCCGGGAUGUGCUUCUUUCGAAAACAAUCAAGGCGUCAGACUUCUGGGACUGCGGGACUCGUGCUUGGGCUGCACUUGGAGAAGCUACCGCCCAAGGUGAAGAUGCCAUCAUCAAGGCGCGACGGGUCAUUGAUGCAGCCAUCGCUUGUGAAGAAGCUGAGACAUCUGAAAAGAAGAAGCCCGAUACAUACCUGAGACAAUCAGCCGAAAGUGCGCACGACAGAGCAAUGGAAGCAGUGGCUCUCCUCAGAGCUGCGCAAGCUGCCGUGCGAGGUUCCGAGAACGCCGCGAAACAAGACGCAGUCGCACGUCAUAGCGCGGAGUUGACUGCCGAGAAUACAUCAAGCACAGCCAAGUCUGUCAGUGAGACGGUCGCAAGUAUCCAGGAUGCAGAGCGAAGGGCGUCCUGGGCUGGUGGUGCUGCUGCAAGGCGAGCUGACGAGGCAAUUGCCAUGGCUACCAACGGAGAGAUUGAGGAGGCCAAGAAGGCGGUUGCUGCUUCUGAAGCUGCUUUCCAGGUGGCCGAGGAGUCGUCUAAGGCUGUUCGUGAGGGUAUGGAGACUACGCAGAGGGUUUUGCAAGAGUGGCUGCAGAGUAGCUGGAAGGGAAUGUAG
Messenger RNA from Fusarium sp. VM40, 1386 nucleotides. The record is from the annotation of a GenBank genome assembly. Lineage: Eukaryota; Fungi; Ascomycota; Sordariomycetes; Hypocreales; Nectriaceae.